Molecule: messenger RNA, 1878 nt
Organism: Lolium rigidum
Lineage: Eukaryota; Viridiplantae; Streptophyta; Magnoliopsida; Poales; Poaceae
Product: probable auxin efflux carrier component 3b
Exons: 4
Coding region: 1-1737 (578 amino acids)
Biological process (GO): auxin export across the plasma membrane; auxin polar transport
Cellular component (GO): plasma membrane; endoplasmic reticulum
Molecular function (GO): auxin efflux transmembrane transporter activity
Source: RefSeq, a predicted model, not a curated record
AUGAUAUCGUGGCACGACCUGUACACGGUGCUGGCGGCGGUGGUGCCGCUGUACGUGGCGAUGAUCCUCGCCUACGGCUCCGUGCGCUGGUGGGGCGUCAUCACCCCGGACCAGUGCGCCGGCAUCAACCGCUUCGUGGCCGUCUUCGCCGUCCCGCUCCUCUCCUUCAAGGUCAUCUCCGGCAGCGACCUCUACGCCAUGGACCUCCGCUUCGUCGCCGCCGACACGCUCCAGAAGCUCCUCAUCCUCGCCGCGCUCGCCGUCUGGUCCCGCCUCCCGCUCUCCUUCCCCGCCGGCGGGCCCGGGCUCGACUGGUCCAUCACGCUCUUCUCCUUCUCCACCCUCCCCAACACCCUCAUCAUGGGCAUCCCGCUCCUCGUCGCCAUGUACGGGGCGCACGCCGGGGACCUCAUGGUGCAGCUCGUCGUGCUCCAGUGCAUCAUCUGGUACACGCUCCUGCUGUUCCUCUUCGAGUUCCGCGCCGCGCGGCUUCUCAUCGCGGGGAGGUUCCCGGAGGCGGUCGCGGCGGUGCGCGUCGACCCGGACGUCGUCUCGCUCGACGGCAGCCAGGCGGAGGCGCGGGCCGAGGUGGCUCCCGACGGGAGCCUGCGCGUGUCCGUCGUGCGGCGGUCCACGGCGGCGUCGCUCUCCCGCCGGUCCGUCCUGUCGCCGCGCCCGUCGAACCUCACCGGCGUCGAGAUCUACUCCGUCAGCUCGUCGCGGAACAACACGCCCAGGGGAUCCAGCUUCACCCACGGCGACUUCUCAGCCACCACCGGCGGCGGCGGCGCCAGCGCGCUGAUGCCGCCGGCGGUGCGCAUGUCCAGCUUCGGCGCGGCGGACCUGUUCUCGCUCAACUCGUCCAGGCAGCACACGCCGAGGCCGUCCGCCAGCUUCGACGACUACAACGCGCCGCGGCCAAGGUCGGCGGCUGCCGUGACACCGGUCGACGACCCCAGGGACAACCUGCACAUGUUCCAGUGGGGCUCCGGCGGCUCCGGCGCGUCGGAGGUCAGCGUCCUUCCCGUGUUCCGCAGCGGCGCCAGGGAGAGCGGCCGCCGGCUCGCCCCCUCCGACGUGCCGUCCACCAAACUGCCGGGCGGCCAGCGCGUCAAGUCCGACGCGGCCGGGCAGGAGGCGCUGGCAACGCUGGAAUCCGGCACGACGGAAACGGAUCAGGAUCAGCCGUCAAAGGACGGCGGCGGCGGCGGGGAGAGCGGCGGCGCGAUGCCGCCGGCGGGCGUGAUGCUGCGGCUGAUCCUGACAAUGGUGUGGCGCCGGCUGAUCCGGAACCCCAACACGUACGCCAGCGUCGUCGGCCUGACCUGGUCGCUCAUCGAGUUCCGGUUCCACAUCACCAUGCCGACCAUCGUGGCCAACUCCAUCUCCAUCCUCUCCGACACGGGGCUGGGGAUGGCCAUGUUCAGCCUCGGACUGUUCAUGGCGAUGCAGCCCAAGAUCAUCGCCUGCGGCAACACCGUCGCGGCGACCACCAUGGCCGUCCGCUUCCUCGCCGGCCCCGCCGUCAUGGCUGUCGCCUCAGUCGCCGUCGGCCUCCGGGGAACGCUGCUGCGCAUCGCCAUUGUUCAGGCGGCUCUGCCACAGGGGAUCGUGCCGUUCGUGUUCGCCAAGGAGUACAAUCUCCAUGCCGCCGUUCUUUGCACCGGGGUCAUAUUCGGCAUGCUCAUAGCUCUUCCGAUCGCCCUGGUCUACUACAUAAUUCUUGGGCUGCUAUGAAGGAUGACUGAUCUAGUGAUCUUGUAGAUGGAAUGUUCUCACAUGCCGGAAAUCAAAUGUUCGUACAUAAUUUGUAGUCUUUUCAUCAUGUAAGACAGAGAUGGAAAGAAACUUCAGCUGAAGAUAGCAUUUCUGAGCUUU